AUGGAGUUCAUCACCGCCCUGCGGGGCAUGACCUUUGACGACCAGAAGCCCUCCCUCUUCGAGCUUCUGUCGGAGCAGCAGCUGUCGGCCCUGCUGCCGCCCACCCUGCGCUACCUCCUCGUCCACGCCACCCACCGCUCCCCGCGCUACCUCCUGCCGGUGCUCAACUCAUUCGAUGAGGUCUACGCCCUGCUGAUGCUCGUGGUCGAGCGCCAUUACCUGACCACCCGCGGCGGCUCCUUCACCGAGCACUUCUACGGGCUCAAGCGCGAGAAGGCCCUGGCCGACGAGAUCCCCCGCGCCUCCGCCCGCGCCCCGGCCGUCGUCAGGGAUACCCUCAAGCUUGGCAGCGCCGACGUCUGGCGGAACCUCGCCGUCGUGGUCGGCAUCCCCUACCUCAAGAGGAAGCUCGACGAGGGCUACGAGGUGAAUGCGCCGCGCGCCCUGCUGGGCACCGCCUACACCAGCCUGCCGCCGAACGCGACCUGGAAGGACAGGGUGCUGCACUACUACAGGUGGUUCCUGAGGAACGUCUACCCGAGCGUCAACGCCGCCUACUACUUUGCCCUCCUGGCCUUCAACCUGGCCUACCUCUUCGACAACUCCAAAUACCACAACCCCUUCCUGUGGCUGAUCGGCACGAGAAUGCGCAGGAUGGCCGGCGCGGACUACGCCGCCAUCGAGGCGCUGGGCCAGAAGGCCGCGGGCGAGGGCGCAGCCCCGGGGCCCUCCUCCUUCUUCUCCCCGCGGAACAUGGGCUCCAAGGUCCUCUCGAGCCUGUCGGUCCUCCUGCCGACGAGCAUCUUCGCCCUCAAGUUCCUCGAGUGGUGGUACGCGUCCGACUUUGCGAAGCAGCUGUCGCGCAGGGCCGCCGAGAGCCUGGACCUACCCCCGCCCACCGUGUCCGGGGCGGGCCCCACCACCCCGGGCGGCAAGCCGGCGACCGGGGGCGCCGGCGCAGGUGCCGAGGAUGAGGAUGAGGAGGACGAGAAGACCCUUGCUGAGCAUGCGCCCAUUGCUAAGCCCUCGCUGCUACCCAUAUACACCGUCCCCGCGCCCAAGAACUCGGGGCUGUGCCCGAUCUGCAGGGACGACAUCACGACGCCCACGGCGUGCCAGACGGGCGUGGUCUACUGCUAUACGUGCGUGCAUAGGUGGGUGAGCGGCGUCCACCCCAGGCAGGAGGCAUUCAUGGCCGACAAGAAGGGCAAAUGGGAGAGUGGCGAGUCGAGAUGCGCGGUGACCGGAAGGAGGGUGCUUGGGGGCACUGAAGGGCUGAGGCGGAUCAUGGUGUAG
Diaporthe citri is the source of this 1296-nucleotide messenger RNA. RefSeq lists its product as uncharacterized. Gene Ontology annotation, biological process: protein monoubiquitination; protein import into peroxisome matrix. Gene Ontology annotation, molecular function: ubiquitin-protein transferase activity; zinc ion binding; protein binding. The transcript has a single exon. Lineage: Eukaryota; Fungi; Ascomycota; Sordariomycetes; Diaporthales; Diaporthaceae. Gene Ontology annotation, cellular component: peroxisomal importomer complex; peroxisomal membrane. The record is from RefSeq and is a predicted model, not a curated record. Bases 1 to 1296 code for a protein of 431 amino acids.